This is a messenger RNA of Podarcis lilfordi (Lilford's wall lizard), 14562 nucleotides long. The record is from the annotation of a GenBank genome assembly. NCBI's taxonomy places the organism in Eukaryota, Metazoa, Chordata, Lepidosauria, Squamata, Lacertidae.
AGAAAGACCCGCCGCCUGACCUAAGCGGGAGUUCUUUCUCUGCCUCGCGCGCUUGCGCCGUGGGAAGCCCUGCGAGGAGGCGGAGGCGGAGGAAUAGGAAGCCGCGAUUGGGACCGCCGAAGCUCGGGCUGCGAGCGAGCAGGGCCGGGAAGUGGCCCUCGGGGCGGGCUGCUGAUCGGGGCGGCUGCAAGAUGAGCGCCGCCAGGGAGUCCCAGCCUGAGCGCGGCCACGGAGUGAAGCGAGCGGCCUCCCCCGAUGUGAAUAAGGGCGGCUGGGGGAGGAAGUGGGGUUGGGAAGCGGGGGGAGGGGAGGCGGCGGGGGGAGGGGGAAGGGGCUUCUUCCUGUCCCGCCGCUCAUCUGCGGGGCCCUUGCUCGCUCCUUGCCCCGAGGAGAGUUGCAAAGUGGGCCGGGAGGUCAGGAUCCUUUCGUCCAGCUGUGGCCCCUUUCGCCGCGCAUUUUGCCACGCGGCGACGUCUCCUGUGCCCCAAGUGCGGGGAAGUUCUCCUCGCGGCUUGGCAGAGAGAAGGGACACUGUGACUGACCUGCUCGGUGGCCCUUGUUCCCGCAAGCCCCGUCCCCCCUUUCUCCAUGUUGGGCUUGUGCAUAUUGUAGUCCCCCGCCUUAGUUUUGGGGGCAUGGCAUGUCCUAAGCAACCCCGAGGCGAAAGGCGCGCUUUCAUAGACGUUUAGGCCCUGGUUUGGCAUGCAGAAAAGCUGUAACACGUGUAGCAGCCUCGUCUGGAGGGGGGGGGAAGCGUGCAUCGGGCCUGUGUGUGUUACUCACGUGUGAAUAUUUAACUAGAUAUUUAAUGUCAAGCGAUCUAGGGGAAAUAGCUAGAGAACUUUAUUGCACACGCAGGUGUGCCAACCGUACUUUUUAAAGGGCGCCUAUAAAAUCAAAGCGACCCUAAAGUCCCUUGGUUCUCUGUGUUUGUGUACAUCAUUUGUGGAUCCUGUCCCAGCUACUGCUCAGAAGUGGGUAGAGCAACCAAAAUAAUGUAAAAUGUGUAUCUGAGCACUAAGAAUGAUGUUAGGUAGGAAAUGUAGGAAUGAUUGGAAUGCUAACCAUCUGUCCACAUAAACAUGGCCAAGGUGUGGUGGUGAAAUGAGACCCAACUAAAUCAUAUGUGAAACAACUUUGAAUGUCCCUGAUUGAGUUAGCAAAGUUCCAUGGGGACAACAAAAUACAACAUUGUAUGCUCACAUAUGCUAUAAAACAUUACCUAUAUAACAUAAACCUGUGAAAACAGAAAGUUCCCCAAUGCCUAAAAGUGAGUUGAAAGCAAGAACAAUGCUUUAUAUUAUAAUCAUCCAAGCCACUUGUGUGGGAAUUGAUGGGAGUACAAAAAAGUAUUGAUAUCUAAAGCCUACAGGGAGUUAAAUAGCUUAAUAAAAUUCACAACAAAUGUAUCUGCAGACACGAAAGGGGACAUGGGAUUUACUGGGAUACCACCUGCAAGGCACUUCUAUUAGCCAAAUAGCUGCCUUUAUUUCUGAGUUCAUUAUGGAGGACUUGAUUAAUGAUAGGAUAAAAGCAGGACAGUCAAAUUCAAUGCAACAUAAUAUAUAUAUUUACAGAUUAUUACUUUUGUAGACCCUCCCUCUCAAAAAGCUUGCAUCCCCAGGCUUGGAAUGUCUUCUGGAGGACUGCCACAAUUGUUAUCCUUUUCAACUGUUUCAGCAGCUUCACAGUGGAUAUGACACCAGCAGCAUUCAUAUUUUGGCCAUAAGAGUCCACAGCUGCUUCUCCCUGCUGCUGAUGGUCGACGUACAUAUAUAUAUAUAUAUAUGCAGCACUUGUACAUUGUGGGCAACUUUUGAUUAAUUCUAUGAUGUCUGAAGCAGCUUUUAAUUCUAUGGUUCACUUUUCUCAAAAGAGAAUUUUGGUAGAGAGGGUGAUAGCUUGCUUCCAUUUGCUGGUGUGUUUGGCUGUGCUAUAAGUGCUGCAGCCUCAUAUGGUAGGUUUCUGAAGGAGCUGAUCACAUCCAAACAGUGACAAGGUGGAAAAUAGGCAUAUUCUUUCAGUUAACUGAAAUUGUGUUAUUGAUCCCUGAUAAUCCCAGUAACCAGUAAACUGCAAUGAUUAAUUCACCCCACUUUUCAGAUUGUCAACAUGUAUUUUCACAUAGUGCCAGCUACUAAUUAACUGGGCUUUCCUGGAAAUCAUGCUUAGUUUACAGGUGGUUAAAUAAGCUUUGCAUUUUUAGCCUCCUUUUUUAAAAAAAGUCUUCCUGAUCUUGUUUAAACGCAGCUAUAAAUUUUCCACUUCCCUUGAAAGGAGCUGGGCAUUUCCACAGCCUCCACAACCUGCUUCUAGGGCUGUAGUUUGCUACUAGCCAUUAAUAGGUGCCUUCAAGAAGCUGUUGCCGUGUGGGUAGUAGCUUUGCUGAUUGGGGUUUAACGAUCCCCAUUAACAGUGUGUGGCUCUGAACUUGAAUGAUCAUGGCUGUACCCUUAAAACAAAAGCUGUACAUUAUGUUCAGAAUGUAUGAUAAAGUAAUUGAAAAUGUAUGCAUGCAAUCGACUUAUCUUUCUUUUUAACGUGACCACAGGCCACCUUCUGUCUUGCAGCUUGGAUCUAGCAGCUGGGAGGCAGCAGACCUGGGUAAUGAAGAAAGAAAGCAAAAGUUCUUGAGACUUAUGGGUGCUGCAAAGGUGAGGCUUUAUCUUCCAUCUAAACAGUUCAUUGAGCCACAGAGGAAACUUGUAUAGAAGAACCUUCUAAACUUAUUCUUUCACUGCUCAUGCUUGGUUUACUUCACUGAUUUUGAUAAGCAUACAAGGGGUGACAAUCCAUUCAUCUUGAUGUUAUUGUAAGGCAUGCAUUAUCUAUAGCUGCUCUCUGAAAGGAAAAAAAUAGUUGAGCUGUGGCACUCUCAUGUAUUGGGAAUAAUGCUGUUUAAUUUUAUUAUUGUUUAAACAAGCAAGUUACUAUGUUUCAGUGAACAUAGGGGAACAAAUAUUUUGCUAGUAUGAUUGUUAACUGAUACUCUGAAGGAUGAACAGAAUAAAUCUGCAGAAUAAAGCAGCCAGUCAAGAUUACAGCUGAAUAGUUUUUCAAGUAAGAUGCUUGAGACAAUAUGGGGAGAGUGCUGUUUCACUCUGGUCCUGCUUGUGGUCCUGCUGGAUGGGCCUUUAGUCUCAUCCAGCAGAGCUCGUUAUGUUAUUAGGUAACUGGGGUCUGUAGAGGUAGGCUGAUACAGCAGUUUCACAGCAAACAUCCAAGUGCUUCAUAGAAGAUAGAAUGGAAGCUAAUGUCAUCAAGAAGAAAAAUGUGUUUUAUGAUACUUGUACUCCUCAUAUAGUAUGAAACUGGUUCUAUGUUGGACUUCCAUAUUUGAAUCUCUGAUUAUUUUUAUUUUUGCUUUUAUUUUUGCUUUCCUCCAUAAUUACUUACAGCAUCUGGUUGUUUCAUUUUAUCAGUUUGGACAUAUGAAAUCUGCAUGCUAGAACAUUGAUAUUAAACAAACAAAAAUCUGAUUUUUAAAAUAUGAUGAAGUUAAUGCUGGGCAUUAACAGAAUGUAACUCUCUGAAAGCUGGCACAAUAAUUUUAUGAUACUUACAAAUAAUGUCUAUGGCAAGGUGACCCAUGGAGCAUAAAAACUUGCAAAGUGCUGCAGAACUCAUUGUUGUGAUUUGCUUCAAGAGACAGCAAUUGUUCUCAAAUAAUAGCUUUAUUUUCUUUUAGAAAGAGCAUACUGGCCGCCUUGUUAUUGGAGACCACAGAUCAACUUCUCAUUUUAGAACAGGUCAGUCUAAAUUAAGUGGAAGUAAAUUUAUGUAUCUUUUAAUGAAGUGUGACUGUUUUCAGGAAGUCCCUUUUUUUGGCUGAAUAGCAGCUUUCUCAAGGCUACCCACUAAGCUUCAUAAAGCAAGGAGUUGAACUCAAAACCAUCUCUCAGGCCACUAAAACCACACUGGCUCUUUGGCAAGCUGAAUGAGAGCAGGAGCACCCCACAAUGUGCAACCCAUUGGCCUAAGGCAUACAUUGUCUCUUACUUACUGGACACAGGCAUGCCAUGAACAAAUCAUGCUUUACCAACAAAUGUCUGGAGCUUCUGCUUCUGGAUAAUGUUUUUGUCUUGCCAUCAAAUAAGCUUCAUGGAUUAAAUUAAUUAGCUGUGCUGUUUUGGCUCACUUGAGAUUUCAUUAGUAAUUUUCAAUUGGGAUUACGCAUCUUCUGCCAUUGGUGGGAGCAAAGCUUUCCCUAGGACAAUUGCUUUCAAGGCUUUUGAAGCUGUUCUGUCCCUUUGUUUUAGCACAUGUCUGUAAUGAAGCACUAGCAAGGCAUGGUGAUUCGCAUGAAGUAUUCUGACUCUAAAAGGCCUUAUGCUCCUGCUUUUGUGUUGUAAUUAGAUGUUUGUUUGUUAGUUUGACUGGAUGGUAACCAACGUGUAUGAACAUAUAGGGGAAGAAGACAAGAAGAUGAAUGAUGAGCUAGAAACUCAGUUCCAGCAAAGCAUGGAUAGCACCAUGUCAGGAAGGAACCGGCGGCAUUGUGGACUCGGCUUCAGUGAGGUAAUCAUGUUUAACUUGAAAUAGUGACUCAAGAAGUUGUGUUUCUCUAGAAGCCAAACACACAGACAACACAACAGAAGCACAGUUUUGUACAGUGCAUGCUGCUUAAGUAUGUCAAACUGUCGCAUGGCACAUACACAAGCCCAUCCAUUCCUCAGGCCACACUUUAAAACUGCUGUAUUUUAGCCAGUGGGCCAGUGUAGUCAGCUGCUGCAGUCUGUAAACUUUGCCCACUGGAAUUGUAGGAGUUCUUGGAGGUCCAGAGGGCUGGAGGUUUUCCCACAUUCACGAAGAGGCAUUAUAAUUUAGCAUCACCACAGCAUUCCCUUGCUUCUGCCUUGAAUUCAUAAGAAGAUACAGCUUAGAGCAGGGAUGGCUAACUCAAAUCAAGCCCACAAAACUACUUUAUUUGACCUUUGGAGCUGUGCCAAAUUCUUACCUUCUUGUGGUAAAAGGUUUCGCCCAAAGUUUUACGUGCAAGGCAGGAGGGAAUGGUUUUCAACAUUUUGCCACACUUUCUUUGGGUUUUGUUGUAAUGUCUUCGCCAUGCCAAAAUGCACAUUUUCCCAUUUGCUCUGGCGCUCUUGCCUGUUCCAUAACUUCAUCGUGAAGCUUGAUUGAUCACUAUUUAGUUAGGUUACGCAACAAAACAUUGCAUGUGUUAAGUCUGGUGGCUUCCAAAAUGCAGAAGUUGGCCAUCUCUAGCUUAGAGCAAAUGCCUGAUUUUGCAUGGCUAUGGGCUUAUCUCUGGUGAAACGAGGCUGUAACCCUCUACCUGCUUACAUGGGAUUCUGAGUGCGUGUAUAUUGCGCUGUCGCGUACUUCAAAAUUUUGCUGUAUGAAGGGGCCUCAACAUGGCUGCUUUGUUUCCUUAAUGAUACAUCCAUCAUUUUAUUUGUAUGCUGCCUUUCCAUAGUUUGAACCCUGCUCAAGGUGGCUUACAAUGAAUAGAAAUGCUGUUCAUCAGCCUCAGCUUUUGUAGCUGGAGUCAAAUCAGGGCCCACACCUCCCAGGCCAGGUGGGAAAGGCCUGUAAGGUCUUCCAGGACUCAGCCAAGAUGCAAAACUCAUUAAGAUGAUUUUACAUGGGUUUUGUACAUGGGCUUUGUUUGUUACGUUGAAACAUCCAUUUUUCAGUAUGACUUUUAAAAAAAGGGACAGGAAGUUUUUGCAUUUUCUGUAAUCUGAAUUUUUCUUUUAGUUUGAAGAAGACAAGGGAGAUCCAGAGGAUACAAGAGACUCUCUGGAGCCAGAAAGCUCAGAGGACUCGGAAAGUGAUUCUGAGUCUGAGCAAGAAGAGGCUGCAGAAUCUACUGAAAAGCACAGCGAUGCUGAAGAUCCUCAAGCUAAGAAAAAUUCAAAAAGCAACUAUAAAAUGAUGUUUGUUAAAUCCAGUGGUACAUAACUACAGAUCAAAUCUGCCUUUAAGCAAAGUAAGCCUUAUGGUUACAGUGCAAAGUAUUGGACUGCCUACAGCACAGACCUUUCUAUUAUGGUUUGAAUAAGGCCCUUUUAGAGAGAGAAUAGUGUUUGCUUUUCCAUCGCCAUGAAACUAUUUUUAUCAGCAUGACUGUAUCCAUUUUGUUUUGUAAAGUAUGAAAAUAAAAUUGGGCUGGUUGUGGGGAGGGUGCAAGUUAGUUCUCGAUCCCCUUUUACAUAAUUCUUCUGUCCCCCCUCCUAUUCCAUGAUGGCUAUCAAACCUUUCUUAAGCUUGUUAAAAUGAUUUAUCGAAAUGAUACUUGAUGUCUUUAAGUGUGGUUUAUUUUUUAAAGCAGCACACUGGGUUUUGAAUGAUAUAAUUAUUAAAAAGUGAGAAUUGGAGCUCCUUUGUCUUGCUGGCAUCCCAAAAGGGAACAGCAUUUUAGGAUGUGCCCAGCCCUGGCUUUUAGUGUGGUGGACUUCUAAUAUCAGAGUUGUGCAUGCGUGUGAAAGAGAGAGAAAGGGAUGCAUGUAUGAGAGAGAAACUGAUUAGCCAAAGGAAGUUUGGAUAAAGAAUUAACAGACAAAAUGUUCAGUGAGGGGAGUAACCUUAACAUACACAUUUGUAAGUUAACCGUGUUGUAUCUGUGUAUACACUAUUGAUCUUUAAAGCUUCACUGGCAGAAACCCUGAAAAGGUUAAGGAGACUUUAACAGAGUGGGUUGAAAGGAGAGUAGGUACCUGAAUGUGAAAAGUUUCAGUACUCCAGUACAAACAACCUGCCUCAAUUUUCUCUUAAGUACAUUAACUAACAACUUUUACAGUGGUACCUUGGGUUAAGUACUUAAUUCGUUCUGGAGGUCUGUUCGUAACCUGAAACUGUUCUUAACCUGAGCUACCACUUUAGCUAAUGGGGCCUCCCAUUGCCGCCGCGCCACUGCCGCACAAUUUCUGUUCUCAUCCUGAGGUAAAGUUCUUAACCCAAGGUACUAUUGCUGGGUUAGCAGAGUCUGUAACCUGAAGCGUAUGUAACCUGAGGUACCACUGUAUCUAAAUUAUGCAUUUUAAUUAGUAGUACAUUGGAAUCAUUUUUGCUUGGUUUCAGUGUGAAACCAUUUUUCCUCAGAACUUGAUACCGUUUUGGUCUUUUACCUACAUUAUAUUGAUUUUGCAUAACCAUUCCAGCUAGAGCCUGCGAAGAGAGUUUGAUGCUGUUGCUGCGGUUCUUCCAAAUGAGUUAUACCCAUCCAGUGUUUUACAGAACGUACAGUGGAUGCUCGGGUUGUGAACGAGAUCCAUGCGGGUAGCGUGUUCGCAACCCGCCGCGGCACGUCUGCGCAUGCACAGGUUGUGAUUCGGCGCUUCUUUGUACGCGCAAAGCGCAAUUUAGCGCUUCUGCGCAUGUGCGACCGCCGAAACUCAGAAGUAACCCAUUCCGGUACUUCCGGGUUGCGGUGGGUCCGUAACCCAAAAAAACGCAACCUGAAACGUCCGUAACCUGAGGUAUGACUGUACUGUGGGUAAAGUGAUAGAACUAAAAGGGCUGUUUGUUGAAGGAGCUGUUCACAUCAAGGAUUAAAGUGGCUGUAGUCUGAAAAACUACAGUUGAAGCACGUAUACCUGGCAUAAAAUGAGAACUGAUUAUUCACGGUUAGUUCUGCUUACCUAAUUCACCCUCUGUUCUGGAUGCCUUUCUCCAUUUUCAGGAUGAAUAAAGAAUGGCUUUCAAGCCUUCAAACAACAAUAGUAGGGAAAGAAAUGUCUCUCCCUGCCUCUCCACAAUCAGAAAAAACAAACUAUCCCUAACUUCAAAUAGCACUAAUGAUGCUGUUUUAGUGUUUUUCACUCCUUAUCACUCUCUGAAUUUUAUUCCUAUUUAAAUGUUAAGAAAAUAGAAAUAAAGCAAGCAACCAAAGAUGACAAAUUCUGAUUGAAAGGAGUUCUCAUUUUAUGAAUGAGUUGUUUCAAAAUUUCAGGUUACUCUUGAAGAUACUGUCUACAAGCAGCAUUGCAAGUCCUGAAUUUUUACUAGCUGAAUAAUUUUUAUCUUUUUGAUUCCAAAACAUUUUAAUUUAAUUGACCUUUCGUGGCAUUUCAUUUUUGCUUUGCCUGUCCCCAUGCUGGAAAUUGCUGACAACUGAUUUUCAAACUUUCUGCUUCUUAUUUUUCUUGGUUAACUCAAGCUGGGUGUCUAGCUAGUCUCAAGAUGGGAGUGAAUGAGUCCUGUUUAGGGGAGACUUCAGUCAGGGCUGGCCUGAAACAAUUUGUUGCCUGGGGCAGUGCAGCAAAUGCCUUUCCCCUGCCAUAGUACAUAGUAAUCAAGACAGAUCAAGUUAAUUUGGUACAGAGGCUGAGAAUCCUACAAGCACCUCUUGUACUGCACCUCCUGGCAGUAAAAAUACAACAAUUAUAAUUGGCUGCUGUUUCACAACACCCCACUCUGUCAUUUUACUGAACCUAGUAUGGAGGACUACAGUCCAGAUACAGAUUUGCCUAAUUUUCUCAGCAUUCUCACUCCCAAGAGAAGUAUCUCAGUUAAAAGAAAGGAAGGAAGAAAGGCUUCCAAUUGCCAAGGGAAAACAUGUUCUCACUGUGAAGGAGACCCUGUGGUCAAAAAGGAAGGGUUUCAGAAGGUGCUCUGACUUCAUACAACAUUUCUAGAAUUUUCUAUCUACUGUUCCUAAGGAUCCUCAAAAAGUUUUAUUUCAGAAAGCACAAUUUUAGGGCAGCAUCAAAGCCACAGGUCGUUCUAAGGCUAGGGUUGGGGAAUUCACAUCAAAAGAUUGUAUGCACACGUUAGUUCUCAUGGCAGGAGGACUGCUCCAUGGAAAUCUCCUGUGGAUAUGCUACAGUCCCCAGAAGAGAUUAAAUUAUGCACUGAAGCUGCCUCUAUAAAAUGUAGCAGACAAAGAGACUCGGCACCACUGGUAGGCUUCAUAAUCAAAGCUUCACAUCAUGGUUUGCUUUGAGUCCUUAUGAACUGUCAGGAGAAACUUGAAGUAGGAACCAAGUGUUCACGAAACAUGGAAAGGCCAGGUGGUAUAUUUGAUAUGAAAAAGCAAUCCACUUUUAUCAGACUUGCCCAUGAAUCUUAAAAGUCCUUUGCAUAUGGCAUUUGAUAAAUAUGUGGCUCACUUUAUACAGUUAUUGACCCACCUUGAUAGUCACAUUGAAGAUAUACUUGAGUCAGAAGGAUGACAUAGAGUUGAAAAAAAGGUUUAUAGCUAAGGCCACAGGGAAAAGUGUUAGGAAUAAUACAUAAUCUGUGGUCUUAAGAAUCUUCCCCGUUCAUUAUUUCACAGUACAUUCUGUGAAAAUAUAUUAUACUAUAUAUUAGAUAAAUAGAUAUUACAGUAAUUAGUCUGGUUUUAUAUUGGGUGAUUUAAAAAAAAAAUAAUUACUGAAACUAGUUGCAAAGUAAUGAUGGUUGUGUCACUCGUUUUUUUCAAGCAGUUUAGGCUGUUUGAAAGUUUAGCUCUUAUAAUUAUUCUGCACUUUGGAAUACAAAUUCUUUCCAAGGCUACUUCCAAGUAACAUAAAAAUAACAGUAAUAACAUCACAAUAGAACAAUGCAAGUAGGCCUGUACAAAAUGGUGCAGCAUAGUGUGUUAUGAAGGGUUCCACUCAACCAGCCAUACCCUGCAUGUUCCAGUUUACUUCAUUCAGUUCCCUCCCCUAUCUGGAUUUCAACCCCACCCCCAGACAGUAUUCCGUGCCAGUGAGCAUACUGGGUACUUAAGGGGCUAUUUCAGAGUGUGUGUUUUUGUUUUUGAUCCUCUGUUUUCCCUCGCCCUUCUUAAAGCAUUGAUCCCUUGGGUUGUGGUUUUUUUGGCAUUACUGUAUUCUUUGGGGUCUGAGGUUGUUGACACUGCCUUGUUUGUAGGGGUUGUGGUGAUGUUUUGGCUACAUAAGGCUAAGCCCUUGGGAAAUGAAUUUGCUUUUAGCCUGUUCCAAGUGAGACCUGAAUCAUCUUCCGUUCAGGAUUCCAUUCAGUGUAUGCUAUUCCCCCACCCCAACAAUCUGUCACCAUUCCAUCGCCACUGAGAAUGCAGCCCUCCUUGACUUGCUUUUGUGGGUUCUUCAGGACCUACCUCUCAGCGCGCACACAAUACGUUUUUAGCGUGCUUCCUGCACCACAGCUGGCUCUGUGGAACAGUCCAGUUGACACAGAUGAGUUUUAUUUAUAUUCUUGCCUUUUCCCCCUGUUAUUUUGCAUUGGGCAGUUGAUAGAAGAUAGCUCUGUUGGGGAAGUGGACAGUCCAUCUUGAUCAGGCUGUGGCAUCUUUGCCUGCAGCCUUGGCUCUAUGUUCCUGACCAUAGGGGCCUGAUGGGCGGGAGCAACCUCUGAGCUAUUAUUGCUGUACCUCCCUUGCUCUGCUUUGUUAUAAAACCAAAAGACGACAAAAUGAAUUUCCUCUAACUCCAAUCAGUAUGGCCCAUAGUCAGGAAUUAUGGGACUUGUCCAUAAUAUCUGGAGGGCAUGACACUGGCUUCCCUGCUCCAAAUCCUACCUUCACACAAACAGGCAUCCUACUUACAUUAGCUAAGGAUUACUAACUUCACUGAUUGAUACCUUCAGCUAUAUGGAUCAGAGUAACAUCAUCAUCAUCAUCAUCAUCAUUAUUACUACUAUUUCCAUUUGUAUGCUUUCCCACAUAAAUAUGCCCAAAGCAACCAUAAGAUUUCCCCAGAACAAAACACAAACCUCAGGGACUGACACAGUUCAUUCUUAUGUUUGCCCUUUUAUCUGAUUUAUAUUACCCAUGAACUAUGGCUGUAUCGCAGAGCCACUGCCCCAUGUAGUUUGUCAUAUCAAAAACAUGGAUAUUUUGAUUAUGGGUAAUUACCAUGCUAGCAAGAACCACCUGACAUUGAGUUUAAGAGACACUUUUUGCAAAGACUCCACAUUUCCCCUCCAUAUCUCCAUUCUUACUCCUUUUGUCUCCGGUACACUGAAAAAUGGGGGUGCUAUUAAUUCACAUUCCAAUUUUAACAUAUUUUUUAGUUUUUCGUUUUUUUCUUGCUUCUUAUUUAAAUAAAUCAGACACGUUAAAAUGCUUUUCUCCUUUGUCUUGUGCCUUGAUUAGUGCCUUUAUGAGACUCAGUGUAGCUCACUGGCUAACUAAAUGGGCCAUGAAGAACAUUCGCUCCAGCCGUCGUGAAAUCUGUUGUUAAGAGAUAUUUGAGGAAAGUUCAGUACAAGCAUGUCAUGAAUUGUUUAGCUGUCAAAAUAGUCAAUUGGAGCGGCUGAUCUCUUUCAGAUACCUUUCUGUGAUUCCAAAGCAGCAUGCUAAUGUGGCUCACAGGAGUAUAAAGUUCUCUCUCAAAGCAUUAUUUGACAUUUUUAUUUAUUCCAUAGGUCAAAAGGCUACUAUUUCUCCAUACCAUGAUACUCCUGCAACACCUCCGUUUUCUUCCUUCUUCUCAGACUUACCUGUAGUUUAAAACAUUCAAAGUGUGGCUGCAGCGCAGAACACCUCAACAGACUGUAUUAAAAAUGCCCUUUAAAAAUCCCAAAGCUUUGAACUAAAAGAAAUAUCUCAAGAAGUUUUCAUGGAAAGUUCAUCUCAGUUGGUUCAAUUCAGCUACACUUAGAUGCACCUUUUCAAAUAAUGGAAAAAAGUGUAAAGAGGUCAGACCCAAUCAAUACACUUGUUCAAACAGAAUUCCAGGCACUGUGAUGUAUGUACAUUUUGUGCUCUUCCUUUGUACUGUUCCACUAUGAAGAAAGGUUGCUUUCACUAGUAGGCAAUAAAGUCUUAGCCUUUUGAAUGCAGCUAACCAACCAAUAGCAAUGCAUAUUGGGCAAAAACAUACAGCAGUUUUUCCAUGCCUCCUCUGUACUUCUUAUAACUAUGUAAUUCAGACACAAACUGCAUUAGCAAAUGUUUUCAAAUAGAGAAAGACAAACAGAAAUCAGAGGACUGGAGCCUCAAAAGCAUGCCUUUCCAACAUCUGAAGUUUGUGUCUUAGUACUGAUACUAUCUCUCAAGUGUACAAAAUAAAUUGCUAUGAAAGUCACACACACACACAUUUUUUGAGAAAGCCAUUCAAGUGAGAGAAAAAAUCCUGGGUGAAGCUAACUUAUUAGCUGUCAAGACAUUUGCUGUUUAUUUUGAAACCUGUAAUAUUAAUAUUGUUUUCCUGGGACUGGCACGCAUGCUAGAGAGAACCGGGAACUCAUUUACCAUAGUUAACAAUGAUCAAAGCUACAAAUGCUACUGUCCAUAGUUCCAGUAGCAUAUUGUUGCUAAUAGUUAGAAACAAGAACCAUUAAGUAGCAGUACACAUUAGUCUGAACCUGGAGUACGUGUAAAUAAGAAACACUAAUGGUAGUAACUGGCGGUCCCAUAACUCACAAAGUAUAUUUAAGAAAAGCAACAACAGAUAGAAAAUUCUGAGGGGAGUGAGCAAGCGCCAGAAAGUUUCUGCAAACUCUAAACAACUUUUCUCCAAUUUCGCAAGCAGGUGAAAUUGUGAGUGGAUGGGAAACAGGAAAAUACUUCCAGAAUUUGCUGUGUGCUUCUGAACUCUGUAGGUCCUUUGAGUUGGCGUUGGGCCAAAUCACGCUUUUCCUAACAGUAAAAGAUGGCCAUUGUAAGAGGGGAUAGGUAGCUAUGACUCGAAUGAUGGAGAAUUUCAGUCAGCUCUUGAAAAGCAUCUUUGGACCCCAAGUAUUGUAAUAACUACAGACUCUUUUGGGUAAGCACUAAAGAAUAUAUUGGAUGAGACUGACCAUCUGGAUGACCAUUGUACUUGGUUUCAAUGCAGAAACUGCCUGGGCCAUGACCUAUGCCAGGUGAAAGACAGAGAGUAGGGCCAAUUAGAGUCUGCACCAAGCUAGGAGGCAGAAUAGCAAAGAGGCACUUUUUCAUACUCUCCCCAAUUUCCACCCUGGCUACUGCGAGUGGUUGGGCUGUGGAUGCAGUGAUCAUUACACUGCUACAUUAAGCCCUACUCCGGCUGGGCAGGUCUUUGGAUUGCUGCCUAACACUCAUUGAAAGCAAUGGGGCUUAAAAAAUAAAUCUAUCACCAGGUAUUCAACAAAAAUUCCUCAUACACACCCUAAAUUUGUUGUGUGUUUUUUCCCCAAGCCUUGAGAGCAGAUCUGGAGCGGAAUCCUUAGAAGAGAGGGUAAGGAAGUUCCACUGAGGUAAUAUCCAUUGCUAACUUUGACCAGUUUUGGGGAAGCAUUAUGAUAUAUUUGGCUCAUUAGCCCAGGGAAUGUAUCCUGCUGUUGCCCUUUGGAUUGUGAGGUGGCUACAAUAGCUUGCAGUGUCGUGGCACAGAAUUCCCAUGGCUGGAUUGUCCAGUUUAAUGUAAGUUUCACCUGAUGGCACUAUAAAACAGAGUAUUUUCUAAGAAGCUUAACUUUGAGCUUCCCUUCACCACCUCUGGAUAUUUCAUGGUCACAACAUUUACAUGCAUACCUAGUUCUCAAAUAAAGCGGUCUUCUCAUUCAUAUUGUGGCAUUCAACAGUUCUGAGUUUGAUCAAACUCGGAAUUAUCCACAGUGUGAAGCAAGACAUUGUGCAACUUGGAUGUGGGUCCCUUGCUACUGACGUAUUUAAAAUUCCAACCGGUUGCCUUGCCAGACAUUUCUUUGGUUAAUGCCUUAUGCCUAUUACAGGACAAGAGUGUCUGUGUAACACAUUGCCACAAUUACAAAUGAAGACUGACAAGUUUCUGUAUACACAAUAUGCACGUUAUUCUAACUAUUUAAAAUUCACUUUAAAUCAAGUGUCAAAAAGAUGGCAGAUGAGAAAAUACAUUUGCAACUUAGAAAAGAAGCAAUGUUUAGGCUGAAGUAAGGCUAUUUAAAGCAAAUUUUAUGGGUUUUAGACACAAUAAAGUACUUUCCUGUGAUGCAGUCUUGGACUGCAACCUUAUUCACAUGGGAACAAGCCCCAUUGAACUCACCCUUACAUCUGAGUAUAAGAUUACUCUGUUAAGCAUCAGAUAACACAUUUGCAGGUUUGUAUUCUAAAACUAUGCCUGGUAUGACUCUAGCAAUUACCGUAUUCACAUGCACAAGUGCGUGUUACUGAUAAGUACAAGAAAAGUAGGGGAAGACUGAUAUGCACUCUGGAACAGAAUGCUGCAGUGCAAAGUUUCACAUCUUCCAGAAAAUUAACACAAGAAUUCAAAAACAAUUAUUGUGGAUGCAUACUAAGUAUUUAUGCCGCAAACUGGCAGGACACUGAGGAAGGGGAGGAGGAUACGGAUGAGGUGUGUAGCCACGACUGACACAAACUGGGACAAGCUAAAGACAGGGAAGGUGAGGUUGGGGACUUAGGAGGUACUCACAGGACAUUGGAGGACAUCGAAGGGGCAGGUAACAGUUCAUGGAAGCCAGAGGAAAGUGCCCUCUAGGAGACUGAGGCAGGCAAGGGAAUACAGCCCAGCACACUAGUGGACCAGGUGAGGACUAUGAGGUUCGUUAGGUCUGGGAGGAGGUUUGUGGUCCCUCAGCUGCAUUAGGCUCAGUGCAGGUGGGGAUCACAUGCCUCCUCAAGUGGAGAGGCCCAGCUGCUCAGCUGGAGCAAACACAGAUGCAGCAAUCAAGAUUGAGAAGGAUAAAAGGGAAGCAAGGCAAAAGCCUCUGUGUCUGCUCAGCUCUCUCUGC